UACCGAGGAAUGUAUAGGAGUAUAUAACAAUGAAUGACCGAUUGGAUAAAAUGGAAAACGUUCAAAUUAAAAAUAUUGCUGAAUUGAGAACUGAAGAAUUUGACGAUUCAUCUGGCGAUGAAAUCAUGACUAAUCAAAUUGUGGAUGAAAAGUUGUUAAAAUUGAAUGAUAAAUCAUCAAUGGAAGAAAUAGAUGAAGUUUUGAAAGAUUAUUCUUCGUUUGAUGAAAACUGCGUUCAAAAUGGUGCGACGCAUGACAGCGAAGUAAUUUGUAAAACCAUAGAUGAAACUGGAAAUGGCAAUCCGAGUUUUGAUGAAAUUAACCUCAAUGAAAGCGAUAUAAUGAUAAACAAAGAAAAUGAUACACAAAAUAAUUCGGAAAAUGCACAAAAAUUGGUACAAAAAGAAGCAAUUGCAUCAUAUUCACCUCUAAAUUCAAACAUUUUGUCUGAAAAUAAUGACGAAGACAUAAAACCGAACCAAGAUAUUUCUAAUCUGACCACUGAAGCAGAAUCUCCAUUUGAACCAGAUUCGCAAUUGAAAAAUCACGAAAAUGGGUCUCCUGAACAAUCAGACAAAAAUGACGCCAGUUCUGAGACAUCGAGUGUUAAGACUGAUACAGACAGCGUUGAAUCGACCAAUGAAAUCUCAAUUCUAACUUUACCGAAUGAAGAAUCUUUUGAUUUGAAUGAUCCUAAAAUGCAUACCAAAAUUAUAAAAUCUUGUCGAAAGUAUUUCAAAUCAAUUAAUGACUUGAAAGAAUCCGUAACCAAACGAGACAAUGAAAUUUCAAACAGAGAUUCAAGGAUUUCUAAAAUGAAUAGCCACAUAAAAGAUCUCCAAGAAAAGGAUGCAAGUCUAAACACAAAAUUUCAAGGGUUACUUCAGCAGUUAGAGAAAAGCAGAGAACAAUUGAAAUCUCAUGAUACAGCUGCCAGGAAUGCAAUAGAAAGGUUGCGUCGUGAGAGUGAUGAACAAAUAAAGGGUUUGAAGGCAAAAUGUUUGGCCAUGCAGAAAGAAAAAGAAUCCGCUGUCAUGAACUAUGCUCGGAGAGAAAAAGAGCUACUCGAUGCGAAACGUAUCGCAGAAGCCACAGAUAAACGUGCGAAAGAAGCCGUACGAGAGAAAGAAAAAACAAUCGUACAAAUGAAAGGCAUGAAAAUGGAUUUAGUUAAAAUGAAAGGAGCGAUGGAACGUCUUGAUUCUGGCAACAGUCAAAUAAAAAAAGAAACAGAGAAAUGGAAGGAAGAAGCAAACUCUCAUGUCAUAAAAGUGAAGUGGGCACAAAAUAAACUCAAGAGUGAAACUGAUCAACACAAUGAAACAAAGGAAAAACUGGCAAAAGCUUUAAUUGAAAUAAAACGUGCAAAAGAGGAAGCUGAACAAAUAAGAAAGAAUUGUCAGGGAAUGAUAAAAACAUAUCAAGAAUCAGAGGAAAUGAAAUCAAACUCGCUUGAUUCAAAACUAAAGGAAAAGGAAAUGUUACUUAGUCAACAGGAAGCAAAAAGUGGGGAAUUGGAAGGGAUUCAUAAACAACAAAUGGAUGAGUUGAGAAAACUCAAACAACAACAUAAAGAUGUUAUGGAGAAAAAUAUUGUCAUGCAAACUCGUGUGGAUUGCUUGGAAAAGGAAAGGUUAAAAAAUGAAGAAACAUUAAAAAGUUAUGAAGAACUUCUCAAUCGUCAGAAAAAAGAGGCUUUAUUAAUGGGACAACAAUUAAAAGAUCUUCAGUCCGUUUCCACUCAACUUGAGGAAAAAGAAAAAGAAAUUUCCGACAUGAAAGAAACUCUGGAGAGAGAGCAGGAAAACAAGGAGAGCAUGAAAUCAAACGAAGAAAACUGGAAAACAAAAGAAGAAGAACUACUCGAGUUUACGUCGAGAGUGUCAUCGAAAAAUGCAGAACUCGCAUCCGAGAGUGAAAAUCUUUCUUCCAAAUUGAAAACUACCUCAGAUGAAUUAAUCGAAUCAAAAAAUUUAUUGUCAAGUUUAGAAAAUGAGUUGAAAAAUGUAAAAGCAAAACUUGAAGUACAAAAUCAGAAUGCCAAUGUCAUGACCUCCGACCUAACCAGGAAGUUGGAAGACAAGGAAGCCACUGUUAAUCAUUUAACUGUACAACUUGAUGAAUUUAAAGAUGAAAUUCGAACGUUGAAAAGAAAACAUAACUCAAGUAUAAAAGACUUAACGAGACAAUUGCAUCACGCGAGAAAAAAACUUGAACCAUACGAAUCUGGGUCUUUUGCUGGGGGUUCUGGCCCCACUACAGAAGACGGAAGCAUGGGGAGUCGAGCGAGUUCCGAUACGUCACUUGAUUGCGUCGGAAAAUCGAACACUGUCAAUAAUACAUCUCAUAAUAGCGCGAUAGAAUCCGCAAGUUUUUCAAGUCACUCAGCAAAUGGAACAGACGUCCCAGAAACCAUGGUUGCGACGAGUGGCGAGAUAAGUACUCAAACUUUGAUUGAAAGAAUUGUUCGAUUGCAAAGAAUUCAUGCAAGGAAGAAUGAAAAGAUUGAUUUCUUACAUGAUCAUGUGCAACAACUUGUAGAUGAACUACAGAAAAAGAAUAAAAUCAUACAACACUACAUUCUUCGUGAAGAGAGUGGCAUGUUGAUGCCACAAACCGAUAUGAGACAUGCCACUGCUCAUCCAGACCGUGGAGGGAAGAUCUCACACCAUCUUUCUGUAGAAAUCAACAAGAAAAUGCAAUCGGUUUUAGAAGAUACUCUAAUGAAAAAUAUAGCUUUGAAACAAAGCAUUGAUGCUUUAGGGAGUGAGAUAGCCAGGUUAUCUAAUUCUGGUAAAACUUAGUUUUUUUUGUAGAAAUGUAAGUUCAAAUUUAUUUAAUUCUGAAGCUUGACAUCCUAUUUUAUUAUAAUUUUAUUAGUAAAUUUAGUCUCAGUAGCUCUGAGCAGUUUAUUGUUCGUCCGCAACUUCGUUCAGGGAUGAGUUAGUUAUCUUUACUUCUGAGUGAGCGUGAGUGUGAGGAAAUUCUCUCAAAAAAGUAAACCAUGGAGUCUAGCUCUUUGCAUUUUAUGGUUGCCUGUAUUUUUGCUCAAAGAUGAGUUUGCUCUACUUCUGAGUGCGUGAGAGUGACCUUGCUCUUGAGGAAAUUCUCUCAAAAAAGUAAACCAUGAGGUCCAGCCUUUUGCAUUUUAUGGUUGUCUGUAAUUUUGCUUAGAGAUGAGCUUUCCUUACUUCUGAGUGAGUGUGAGUGACAUUGCUUUGAGCAAAUUUAAAAAAAAGUAAUCCAUUGAGUCAAAUCUCGUGACAUUUUUGUGGCCGCCUCUAAUUUGCUCAGAGAUUAGCCAUCUUUACUUCUGAGUGUGAGUGUCCUUGAUUUGAGAAUAUUGUCUCACCAAAGAGUAUGCCAUGGAGUCCAGAGAGAAGUCCAUUUUUAUUUCUGAGUGAGUUUGAGCAUUGAGGAAAUUCUCUCAAAAAGAGGACGCCAUGGCCUUAUAUAGCUAAUGUUCAAUGCAUAUAGCCUACUAGACUAGAAUUUUGGUCUUUUCUUGUUCUUGUUUUACAUACGGUAUAUAAAAUUACACAAUUCAAUUGAUUAGAUAAUUUUUUGAGAACGAAAACAAUCUAAACGUAAAUUGUGUCUAAAAUCGUACCCUCGUCACCUCAUCUUUUCCAAGUCCUAUUUGUAAACUUUUGAUCAAUAUAUGAUGCACAAACAAUCACCUUUUUCCUAUCUCUGUUAUUCCUUACAAGCGGCAUUUGUAAAAAAAAGUAUAUCAUAACACUUUUCUCAUUUACAAUGGUGCUAAAAGGCUUAUCAGAGCCACAAUCGCACCAUUUUUUUAAUCGAUACAAACUUAGCAAUAUAUUGACUGUAAAAUAAAAAUUUUGUUUUGUCAAUUUUACUACAUAAGUGAAAAAAGUUGUAUGCAAAUGGGGUGACCUAGUAGUUAAUAAGAUGGACUCAACCAUCCUGACAUUACAGGUAAAAAAAACGCAAACCCACUGAGUGUAUAAUGAAUCGGUUUCGUUCGACCAAUAGUAAGUAGCAUCCUACCUAGCUAUGGAUGCUUGUACAGGACCUUUUACAGGGUGAAAAGGAUAUAAAACAUGGCAUAAAAACGUUUUUUUUUUUGGCAAAAACCAAUAAACUUGUUUUUCAUUCCAACUUUUGCUUCAAUAUAUUACAGUAUUAUUACGCUAUAAAUUGAUGAGCCCUUUUUUGAGAUGACUUAAAUUGCUUAAUGGUUUGCCUCCGGGCCAAACUGAAAUAUUCUUAGUUAUUAUUAUUAUAUACAUAUUUCAGUCAAUAUAUUGUUUUUGCAACAAUACCAUUAUUUAAGUUUCUUUUAUCAAAAUAUUUAUUUCAUUUUUUACCUAUUAUUUAAAAGAAGAGGAAUCAUCUUUGGUUAGCCGUGCCGCAUAUACAGUUGUGGCUUGAUAGUAUGGAUUUUUGUUUGCAGAUGUAAGGCGUGUUUGUCUGAAAUUGUCCACUUUUUCAUUUUUCUGUCCUUACUUCAAGUUACUUUUAUUUGACAAAUACAGUUUUUAAAAUAUUUUGGCAAGAAAAUUGAUUCAAGUACUUGCCAUUAUUCUAACUGAUAAAGAUAGCCACAUCAAAAAUCAUUAUGAGGUGAUGGUAUGCGAUACAUUACAAGUUGUUUUAAUUCCCAGUCUCACAACAGCAUUUUGUGAUUUCAAUAAAUGUGUUUCAAGGCACUUUCCAUGAUCAAUUGUGCUGUUGUUAAUUUUUAGUUCAAUUCCGUUUUCACAUCUCUGGGGUUAGGAACGUAAAUUUGGGGAUUCUUCUAUAAAUUCUUCUUCUUUAUAUUUUAACUGUUUUUUAUUUUUAAUUUAGCAAAAUAUAUGCAAUCAUAUAUGUAUAGCCCAUCGUAUAUAUGUCGUCUGUUGGUGCUGCUUGUUUCUUAUUAUUACUUAUCUAUCACUGGAAAACAUGGCCAAUAUGUUGAUGAUGACAUUUAGUUUUAUGCACUCCAUAAGAAUUGAAUAGCUAGUUAGCUAAUAAUAAUGUCUGAAUUUCAGAGUUUCAAUUUCAGUUGACUUUUCCACAUUUUAACAAGUUUGAAAUGUUUGGGUUCUGUGAAACUGGAUUGUGUCUAAAUUUCACUCUGGAUGGCGGGAAUUGGACAUGUUUUAUGGAGCAUUGUAAUUGAGAUGGAAAAAUUUAUCCAGAACAGUGAUUCUCAAAACCUUUUUCCUUUGAUUAAUCUCAAGUCAUAAAAAAAUUUACCUGACUCUCCCACCUUGUUCCUUACAAAUAAUUUCAAAACUUGAGUUGCGGGAUUGGACAGGCACACGCAUACCUAAGAAUAGAAGUUCAAUUGCCAAGCCCAGGUGGUUGGCGAACCCCUACUUCGGAAACUCAGUCCUGAAGGCAUUACUCAAGAUCUUCAAUUUGAAUUUUUAAAAUGCCAACUGUGAAUAUUAGAUCAUCAAAGUUGACAGCAACAAAAUAUGUAUAUGUAAUUCUAACCCAUCAAUGUAACUGACUCAUAAAUAAGCGAUACUGGGAUAUAAUAUUUUCUUUAUCUGUUACUGUUAUAUAUAUAUCUUUGGUUUCAAGCAAUGAAUAUAAUUUGUGUUUAAGCGA
Molecule: messenger RNA, 5568 nt
Organism: Styela clava
Lineage: Eukaryota; Metazoa; Chordata; Ascidiacea; Stolidobranchia; Styelidae
Product: coiled-coil domain-containing protein 186-like
Biological process (GO): vesicle cytoskeletal trafficking
Cellular component (GO): trans-Golgi network
Molecular function (GO): small GTPase binding
Source: RefSeq, a predicted model, not a curated record